Messenger RNA from Prunus avium (sweet cherry), 495 nucleotides. NCBI's taxonomy places the organism in Eukaryota, Viridiplantae, Streptophyta, Magnoliopsida, Rosales, Rosaceae. The record is from RefSeq and is a predicted model, not a curated record.
AUGGAGGGCUCUGGCUCUGGGAUUUAUGAGAAUCAUCCAUACGUACCCAGGGAUCUAAAGCUAUCCGGAUUCGUACCUGGGUUUCUCUCACAGUCCACCAUUGUUGGGGUCUAUGGCCUCUCUUCCCUCCUCGUCGUUUUGCUUACCUGGCUCUUCUCCGGGCGGCCUCCAAAAAAAUCAAAAAUUGAUAGAUGGCUAAUGUGUUGGUGGGCCUUCACGGGCCUCACCCACAUUAUACUUGAAGGCUAUUUUGCCUUCUCGCCCGAGUUUUACAAGGAUAAGACUGCUUGUUACCUUUCUGAAGUUUGGAAAGAGUACAGCAAAGGUGAUUCAAGAUAUGCAGCUCGGGAUGCAGGCGUUGUUGCUGUUGAAGGACUAACUGCAGUUUUAGAAGGUCCAGCUUGCCUUCUUGCAGUAUAUGCAAUAGCUAAAGGCAAGUCAUAUAGCUACAUACUUCAGUUUGCCAUUUCGUUGGGGCAGCUCUAUGGAACUGCA